ACAUCAUUCUCGUUUAAAAUAUUUGUUGUAUACAAUUUUUCGGGCAAGUGAUUUGAAUCCUAUAUUAGAGGAACUGAUAACGGAGGACGUCUAGGGCAAGCACCAGAGCCGCAAAUAGUAUGUACUGCUUAACCCAUUAGCUGCAGCUGUGAUUAAUUAAGGAACAACCGUUGAGAUACCUCAUUGUAGACAAAAGGAGAAUUAUUUUGGAGAAGUUACCUAAGCUUACCUGGGAAACAAAAUCACCCACAAAAUUUAGUUUCCAUAAUCAGAGGCACAGAAAGCAUGUCGGAAGAAAGUUCACAGAGCGAAAGUGGAAGUGGGAGCGGAAGUGAGAGUGAGGAGGGACCGGAAACGGAUGUGGAGCUGGCCAGGAACAGGACCUCCUCUACGGACGAUCUGAAGAGCAACGAUUGGCUGAGCCUGCACCACUUUGCACCCGGUGCCGAAGAACCACUGCUCAGCGUCUUCUCGCGCUUUUGCUCAGUGUAUGCGUAUCGCCAGCGGGAGAAGGGUCUGGAGCUGCAAUUCACCUCCGCGGAGCACCUGCAAUCCGGUGUCCUGAUGGCCAAGCGCCUGGUGGUCGGUAGGAUGCAGCUACGCUGGCAUGUGGGUCGCCUCAACCAGGAUCCCGGAUCUGGUCCUUCUCAAAAUACCCGGAGCCAAGCCGGCGAACUUGGUGUCUUCGGCAAAUUGCGAAGGGCAUUUGUCAACUACUUUAAGUAGUAACAGUUCUGUUUGAAAAACUCUCCAUACUUUUGUUUCGUGUUAGUUAUUUAAAUUUAAAUGCCAUGCGAAGACAUUAAAUAUGAACAUUCCAA
Messenger RNA from Drosophila elegans, 821 nucleotides. RefSeq lists its product as uncharacterized. The record is from RefSeq and is a predicted model, not a curated record. The coding region runs from base 286 to 726 and encodes 146 amino acids. The transcript is spliced from 3 exons. Lineage: Eukaryota; Metazoa; Arthropoda; Insecta; Diptera; Drosophilidae.